GGAGAGGGGGAGGGCCGAGGCGGUCGCUGCGGACGCCGGCCUGCUCUAAGCUUCUCGCGCGUCCUUGCCACUUCCCGCAUGGUGUCGGUUUCUCACUGAGCGGCGGCGGCGGCGAGGCGUGAGGGACGCACGGCGGGGGCGGCUUGGGGUCGACGUUUCCCGUCGCCGGCACUUCCUCCUGCGGCGCCCGUGCGUGGCCGUCUGGGCCGGCGGGAUGGCGGCGGCGGCCCGGGGGAGUGGCCGCGCAUCGGCGCCCCAGCUGCUUCUGCUCCUGCUCUUCGCGCUGCCGUGGGCCCCGACCGGCGUCCGCUCCGUCCCCGACGAAGACCUUAGCCACCGGAACAAGGAACUGCCGGCGCCUGCCCAGCAGCUGAAGUCGCAGUCCGCGGCCGUGCAGGGCCCCGAGCCAGCCCGGUUCGAGAAAGGAUUUACACCAGCUGCCCCGGUUCAUGGCAAUAAAGAAGAUCCAGCUACCCAGACGAAUUUGGGAUUUAUCCAUGCAUUUGUUGCUGCAAUAUCAGUUAUCAUUGUAUCUGAACUGGGUGAUAAGACAUUUUUUAUAGCAGCCAUCAUGGCAAUGCGCUAUAAUCGGCUGACGGUGUUGGCUGGGGCUAUGCUGGCCUUGGGCCUAAUGACGUGCUUAUCAGUUCUGUUCGGCUACGCCACCACCGUCAUCCCCAGGGUGUAUACGUACUAUGUUUCCACGGCGUUAUUUGCCAUUUUUGGCAUUAGAAUGCUUCGAGAAGGCUUGAAGAUGAGUCCAGAUGAAGGUCAAGAGGAACUGGAAGAAGUUCAAGCGGAAUUAAAGAAAAAAGACGAGGAAUUUCAACGAACCAAGCUCUUAAACGGACCAGGCGAUGUUGAAACGGGAGCCAGCACGACGAUACCUCCGAAAAGAUGGCUGCAUUUUAUCUCACCCAUCUUUGUUCAGGCUCUGACGUUGACAUUCUUAGCAGAGUGGGGUGAUCGCUCGCAACUAACGACAAUCGUUCUGGCAGCCAGAGAGGACCCGUACGGUGUAGCAGUGGGCGGGACAGUGGGCCACUGCUUAUGCACCGGAUUGGCAGUGAUUGGAGGAAGAAUGAUCGCACAGAAAAUCUCUGUCAGAACUGUGACAAUCAUAGGAGGCAUCGUAUUUUUGGCCUUUGCAUUUUCUGCACUGUUUAUAAGUCCCGAUUCUGGUUUUUAACAAGCCGUUUGCUCGUUUGUAUUUCUUUUAAGAUAGGUAACUGUUUAUGUACAUAGUGUACAUUAUAACUAAAAGUGACGGAAAAGACUGUAUUUUGUAGCAUUGAUUUGCGAGUUUGUCCCAUUUAAUGAAAGUAUUAUGUCCAAAAGAAGUAAUCAUUGAUUCUAUUUGCAACAUGGAUUUUUAAGAAACCUGA
Molecule: messenger RNA, 1385 nt
Organism: Enhydra lutris kenyoni (northern sea otter)
Lineage: Eukaryota; Metazoa; Chordata; Mammalia; Carnivora; Mustelidae
Gene: TMEM165
Product: transmembrane protein 165
Exons: 6
Coding region: 215-1189 (324 amino acids)
Biological process (GO): calcium ion transmembrane transport; manganese ion transmembrane transport; Golgi calcium ion homeostasis
Cellular component (GO): Golgi apparatus
Molecular function (GO): calcium ion transmembrane transporter activity; manganese ion transmembrane transporter activity
Source: RefSeq, a predicted model, not a curated record